GAACUGUACUUUAGCUCUCCGAACCACAGCCAUACAGUAGUAAACACCCAGGCUUGUGGAGCUGUUCUAGUUGGUCCUCGCGCGAAGCAACUUUGCAACAACCCGCGUCACUUCUGCGCCAGGUCCCUUUUCAUAUUUGCCGGUGCACUUGCAAGUAAGCCAGCACCACAGCAGCGGGGCGCUAAAGCUGGCAUUUGAGCGUGAGGCUCUCGCCUUCCGGCAUCUCCCAACCACCCGGCCUCUCGCUCUCGUCAUCCAGCUGGAUUUGCCCGCCUCCUCGACUGGUCCACGUCGGUACCGGCUCCCCGCCUCCUUCCGCCCAGCCCGCGCCCCGCAGCUGCAAGCGCCUCCCGGGCUAGGCCGCCAUGCAGCUGUUUCGCGCGGGCCCCGUCGCGGGCCCGUGCGCCGCGCGCCGUGUGACGCCGUCACUGGGAAGCCGUGCAGCCGCGCCCGCCCGCGCCUCGCUGGCAGCGGUUGCGCUUCGGCCAUGCGGCCUAGGCGCUGGCGUGGGCCUGGCGCCUCGCGACCGGCAAGCGCAGGCGCGCACACCGCUCUUGCCGUUGCUCCCGGCGCUGGCGCCGGCGCAGCGGCAGCGGCCUGGCCGGGCCGCGGCGACGGUGUGCGCAGCGUCGUCCGGGCGUGAGGCGGGCUCGGACUGGGCGCCCAACCCUGUAGAGCUGGUGAAGCGCGAGGCGGGGCUCCAGAGUAACCGGCUGGAGCCCGACCUGCGGGAGCGCGUGGAGUCGGCCAUUGAGCGGCUGGGCGGCCGGGUCACAGUUGGCGACGUGGCGGCUCGUGCCGGCGUGAAGCUGGCUCAGGCGGAUGAGGCGCUCAAAGCCCUGGCCUAUGACACGGCGGCAGCGCUGCAGGUGUCCGCUUCCGGCGACCUGGUGUACGCCUUCGCGCCCGACUUCCGCUCCCGCCUGCGCAGCCGCUCGCUGCUGGUGAGCACGCUGCUGCCGCUGGGCCGGCGGCUGGGCGGCGCCCUCAGCUACCUGGCGCGUGUGGCCUUCGGCACGGCGCUGGUGGCCAGCGUGGUGGUGGUCUGGCUGGCGGUGAUGGCGCUGCUGCGCGGGCGCGGCGACGACCGGGAUGACCGGGGCUACCGCGGCGGCGGCUUCGGCGGCGGCUACUACAGCGGGCGUAUGUUCAUGGACGUGACGGACCUGUUCCUGUACUGGGACCCCUACUACUACCAGAACACCGCGCAGCGCGUGGCCAACGGCGAGCAGCUGAGCUUCGUGGAGUCCAUCUUCUCCUUCGUGUUCGGGGACGGCGACCCCAACGCCGACUUCGAGGAGCGGCGCUGGCAGCGGCUGGGGGAGAUGAUCCGAGCCAAGGGCGGCGUGGUGACGGCGGAGGAGAUGGCGCCCUACCUGGACCCGCCCGAGCCCGCAGACCCCCCCGGCAGGCCCCUGUACGACAGCAGCGGUAUGACAGAGACGUACAUCCCCUACCCGGAUGAGAACUUUGUGCUGCCGGCGCUGAUCAAGUUUGGCGGCGAGCCGUCUGUGGACGAGGCGGGCCGCAUCCUGUACCGCUUCCCGGCGCUGCAGCUGACCGGUGUCAAGGGCAAGCGGCCCGCCAACCGCUUCAGCCCUCAGUCGUCCUUUGAGGUGCCCAUGGAGCGGGACUGGCAGUUCACAGCGGCAAGCGGCGGACAGGUGGCGGGCACGGUGUUCUUGGGCCUGCUCAACCUGGUGGGUGUGGCGGUGCUGUCCAGCCUCAUGGCCGACCCGCGGGCCGUCUACGUGCUGGCGGCGCAGGGGCUGGGCUUUGUGCCGGGGCUGCUGGGGCCGCUGCAGCUGUACGCGGCGGCCUUCUUCGCCAUACCCGCACUACGCUGGCUGAUAAACUCGAGCCGCAACCGGCAGAUAGACGCCCGCAACGCCGCGCGCGCCGCCGCCGCCGGGCUGCUGAACGGCCCCGCCGCCGUCGCCGGCUGGGUGGCGGACAAGCUGGCGGCGGCCCGGCAGCUGGGCUCCUCCUCCUCCGCCUCCGCCUCCAAUGCCAAUCUUGUGGACCGGCCUUUUGAACGGCAGCUGGCGCCGCCUCGCCUGGGGCCGCGGCUGGUGGGCGACGAUGACGUGGUGUACGACAGCGGGCGUGAGGCGGAGCCGCAGCUGCUGGAGCGGGAUCUGGACGACUGGGACAGUCGGCUGUCGGGGCGGGAGGCUGGCGGCGGCGGAGCCGGGGCGCGGCGGGCAGGCGGCGGAGGGGGCACGCGAGGGAGCGGGAGUGGGAACGGCGGCGUGGCGCGUGGCGGCCGGUUCCGACGGUAGGGACGGUAGGGUGAGGUAGGUGUGUGUGUGUGUGUGUGUGUGUGUGUGUGUGUGUGUGUGUGUGUGUGUGUGUGUGUGUGUGUGUGUGUCUGUGUGUGUCUGUGUUUGUCUGUGUGUGUUGUGCAAUGGGGGAGCCGUGGAGGCGGUGGCGGUGUGCGUCUGGGCAAAGGUGACACGAGAGAGAGCCUCGGGAUUGCGAGGAGUUGAGCUGAUAGAGAUGAUGUGCGAUGGGACAGUCUUAAGGCAGGUUGCUGAAGUCCCGUAGGGUGCAGCUGAUUCCCAGACCCCAGCAGAUUGCAAACAAUUUGCAGAGGCAGGGCAGGAGUGCGCAGCUGGUCGAACGCAGGAGUUACUAUACCGACAAGCUGCUGGCCGGCUGCAAGUUUGCUGAUCCGCAUUCCUCACGCUCCGGGCGCCCGGUCAGGCGUUAGCACCGCACGGAUAGAGUUGGUGUGGGAGCCUGUGUGGGGUACGGGGACGGGGAACGUGCGCAGCGCGGCUGCGUGACGAGCACAGGCGUGACACUGGUGGGGACGCCGCGUUGGCGAGAGGUUUCAUACCGUGGGGGCAUGCCGCACCCGUGGAGGUCACUGUAAGUGCAAGAUGGUAAGAUGUAAUGGACGGCCGCU
This is a messenger RNA of Chlamydomonas reinhardtii, 2911 nucleotides long. RefSeq lists its product as uncharacterized. Gene Ontology annotation, cellular component: chloroplast envelope. The coding region runs from base 366 to 2282 and encodes 638 amino acids. Lineage: Eukaryota; Viridiplantae; Chlorophyta; Chlorophyceae; Chlamydomonadales; Chlamydomonadaceae. The transcript has 10 exons. The record is from RefSeq and is a predicted model, not a curated record.